This is a messenger RNA of Lithohypha guttulata, 885 nucleotides long. RefSeq lists its product as uncharacterized. Bases 1 to 885 code for a protein of 294 amino acids. The transcript is spliced from 2 exons. Lineage: Eukaryota; Fungi; Ascomycota; Eurotiomycetes; Chaetothyriales; Trichomeriaceae. The record is from RefSeq and is a predicted model, not a curated record.
AUGGCCGCCUUCGAGAUCCACGACGAAGAUUUAUCUAGCUUGAGAGGUCAAACGAUACUGAUCACAGGCGCUGCCUCUGGCAUUGGCUUGGGCACCACGAAGCUCCUGCUCGAAAAGGGCGCCUAUGUCGUAGCUGGCGACAUGAACGAGCUGCCCAUCGAGCACGAACGCCUCACAUCUCUUCGAACAGACGUCACAUCCUGGGCAAACCUAUCUGCUCUUUUCAAACUUGCAAAAUCCAAGCACAACAAGAUCGACGGCGUGUUCGCCAACGCUGGCAUCUCCGGUCGUACCACAUACCUCGACGAAAAACUGGACGAGAACGGUGACUUGUUAGAGCCAACACAUCUCGUCCUCGAUAUCAACCUGAAAGCUGUCGUGAAUACUGUAGCACUUGCCAUCCACUAUAUGCGGAGACAGGACUCAGGUGGAAGUAUCGUCCUUACAGCCUCCGCAUCGAGUUUCCAGAGAUUUCGGGCCGUUGACUACACUACUGCAAAACAUGGCGUGUUGGGACUGAUGCGCGGACUGGUGCCGAUAUUACAGCCCGACAUUCCAAUCCGGUUGAAUGCCAUUGCACCCUCGUGGACGACUACUGGCCUUGUACCUGAAGGGUUCAUCGAGAAGGUUGCGGGUAUAGGCACACAAACUCCCGCAGUGGUGGCCAGGUCCGUGGCUAUUUUAUUCGCUGACAGCAGACGAAAUGGACAACUGAUAUACUCAGUCGAAGGCAAGUAUAGUGAAGCGGAAGGGACUCUUCUCAAAGCUGCCGUUGAUAUUGUGGGUGAGGCGAAUGAGGACAUGGUGAUGGCUAAACUACUGAAGGCAAUGAGCGGCUUUGGUGUCUCGGCAGAGAAGAAGGAAGAAGAUCGUGCUGCUAGCUAG